This is a messenger RNA of Schistocerca gregaria, 684 nucleotides long. Its product is annotated as venom carboxylesterase-6-like. The transcript has 5 exons. Lineage: Eukaryota; Metazoa; Arthropoda; Insecta; Orthoptera; Acrididae. The coding region runs from base 1 to 684 and encodes 227 amino acids. The record is from RefSeq and is a predicted model, not a curated record.
AUGUCGAGGUCAAGGGACUUAAAUCUCCUCAGGUUUACGCAACAGAUUAAAAUGAUUGUCAGGAUGGAGAGGAAAGAAGAUUUGGAGAAGCUGUGCAGGAACAUAGGUAGAGCAUUAAGAUAUAAGAACUCUACCGAAACACGAUGCCUUACAAAUCCAACUCUGAAACCCGUGAUGGUUCGGAUUCACGGUGGAUGCUUUACAGGAGAAUAUGGUCACGGAACUAUACCUAACUACUUCGUGCACAACGAUGUCGUAAUUGUCAGCAUAAAUUAUCGUCUGGGAAUACUAGGUUUCCUGAGUACCGGCGAUGAGAUGGUCCCUGGUAACAUGGGCCUUAAGGACCAGACAGAGCCUCCGCGUUGGGUACAGAGGAACAUAGCGGCGUUUGGUGGAGAUCCAGAUGGAGUAACCAUCUUCGGACAAAGUGCUGGAGGGGCAUCUAUUCAUUACCACACACUGUCUCCCAUGAGCAAAGGUCUUUACAAGAAUGCUAUAGCAAUGAGUGGGUCAGCACUAAAUCCGUGGGCAUUUCCUAGGAAUGCAACAGACAGAGCAAUACGGUUUGCUCAACAUUUAGGAUACACAGGGAAAACUUCUAACGACCUACUAAAGUUCCUAAAAGAUGUGGACAAUCUGCUACAUUAUCUUGAGCACGAGAUCAUUACUCAACUGUCCAAAUAA